UCCGCCUCCUAUUUCGCCGCCGCCGCCGCCGCCGCCCGGCCUGCUGUUGACAAACACGGCGUUCGAGGCGGGCGUCCUGUUGGGGAGCGCUUCUUCCGUCUCUGGAGCAGAUCCCCGGAGCGCCUGGGCGGGCGGCAGCCAGGGAAGGGCUCGCGGGAAGCCGGGGAAGGGAUGUGGCAGACGCUGGCUCUCGGAGCUCUCUUCUUCCCGGGGCUUUUCGCAGUCUUCGUCCGCACCCUGCGCUGGCUGGAGCCGGCAUGGAGCCUCAAGGACCGGAUCGUCCUCAGCGGCAGGCUGGUGUCGUCUGUCCAGGCCACGAUGGCCACUCUUUCGGGGAUCAUUGUCAUCUUCAGCUGCAAGGACGUCGUGCACGACAGGCACUGGAUUGCGCAAGAGUACAUGUGGAUUGUGGCCGCCUACAUGGCCUAUGACAUCUAUGUCAUGUACCUCUGCCACUGGCACAAGGGCGAGGAGAAAGGGGAGGCCACCCCGAAGCAUUCUCUGGCCAGCGUCAACAGCUUCCUGCAGAGAGAAAGGCUGAUGGUCACUCACCACCUCUUCAUCCUCAUCGUCCUCACGCCGGUGGCUACGCACUUCAGAGGUGAGCUGGGAGACUUCUUCGUCGGCUGUAUCUACACGGCCGAGCUGAGCACCCCCUUUGUAUCGUUGGGCAAGAUCCUGUUGCAGCUGAAAAUGCAGGAUUCAGCCUUGCACAAAGUCAACGGCAUCCUCAUCCUGGUGACCUUCUUCCUGUGCCGCAUUGUCCUGUUCCCCUUCAUGUACUGGGCCUACGCCCGCCAAGCGGGUCUCCCCAUCUACAAAGUGCCUUUCCACAUCCCCUUCCACUGCAACGUGGCCAACGCCCUGCUCAUCGCCCCUCAGCUCUACUGGUUCGUCCUCAUCUGCCGCAAGGCCCUGAGGCUGUACAGCGCCCCACCUGCCCCGGACCGAGCCAGAUAAUGGCGGCCUGAGACCUGGUCCCCGGCGGCUGGGUCCUGCCUCCCCCCGACUUUCUGCACCAGCCUCUCGGGAGAGACCUCUCAGUCGGGACGCCGUGGGCUU
Lacerta agilis (Sand lizard) is the source of this 1062-nucleotide messenger RNA. It is a transcript of the gene TLCD3A, whose product is annotated as TLC domain containing 3A. Bases 172 to 960 code for a protein of 262 amino acids. NCBI's taxonomy places the organism in Eukaryota, Metazoa, Chordata, Lepidosauria, Squamata, Lacertidae. Gene Ontology annotation, cellular component: membrane; endoplasmic reticulum. Gene Ontology annotation, biological process: lipid homeostasis. The record is from RefSeq and is a predicted model, not a curated record. The transcript has 5 exons.